CAUCUUGUUUAUUAUUGUCUAUGUACAAUCACGUUUUGCCGUUGUUGGUAUCUAUUUCUUUUUAUUGUCUUUUCUAAUUAUCAUACAGUAUAAUUCGAGGUAAAUUGUGAUCCCCUGUUAUCGGGGGCUAAGACUGCAGAAAUUGGGCGGAUCGCGAGCAAGCACGUUAAAGCCAGCCAAGUGUCUCAGAGAUCCCCCACGUCUCCGGGUGGUGGUGUGGAGACUAAGGAAGAGGGCGACACUGAGACCGGUAAAAAAACGAACAAGACAAUGAACCAUUGCCCAGAGCAGGAUCAGAAGCUGUCAGACAGCGAGGAAAUGGACACAAGAGAAGAAAACAGUACUGAUGACAAACAGACUACUAAUGGGAAGGUGGCUGAUGGGACAGGUGAGAAAACAAUUAAUGGUGACGUGAAUGAAGAUGACUCAAUGCAGCAAGAUGAGCCAGAUGAUGAUGAUGAAAGUCGCUCUGAAGCUAUAUUUCGUUUCACUAUUCCAAACUUCAGUAAACUGAAAGAGACAGUACUCAGUCCAGCAUGUAUGAUUCGUAAUUUACCCUGGAAAAUCAUGGCAAUGCCACGAAAUAGUCAGAACACAGAGAAACAGGUGAAGACACUUGGCUUUUUUCUGCAAUGUAAUGCUGAUUCAGAGUCUACGUCUUGGUCUUGUAAUGCGCAAGCUGAACUCCGAAUGCUGAAUUGGAAGGAGGAUGGUGACCCCUUUGUUAGAAAAAUUCAACAUUUGUUUUAUAGUAAAGAAAAUGAUUGGGGUUUCAGUCACUUUCUAAGCUGGGCGGAUAUUCUGGAUCCUGAGAAGGGUUACUGUAAAGAUGAUGCAAUAACUCUUGAAGUACAUGUUGUUGCUGAUGCACCACAUGGAGUUAGUUGGGAUUCUAAGAAGCAUACUGGAUAUGUGGGGUUAAAGAACCAAGGUGCUACUUGUUAUAUGAACUCAUUACUUCAGACUCUUUUCUUCACAAACACAUUACGAAAG
This is a messenger RNA of Saccoglossus kowalevskii, 993 nucleotides long. RefSeq names its product ubiquitin carboxyl-terminal hydrolase 7-like. The record is from RefSeq and is a predicted model, not a curated record. Lineage: Eukaryota; Metazoa; Hemichordata; Enteropneusta; Harrimaniidae.